Zalophus californianus (California sea lion) is the source of this 1200-nucleotide messenger RNA. It is a transcript of the gene PEMT, whose product is annotated as phosphatidylethanolamine N-methyltransferase. Gene Ontology annotation, biological process: phosphatidylcholine biosynthetic process. Gene Ontology annotation, molecular function: phosphatidylethanolamine N-methyltransferase activity. The transcript has 8 exons. The record is from RefSeq and is a predicted model, not a curated record. Bases 165 to 1118 code for a protein of 317 amino acids. Lineage: Eukaryota; Metazoa; Chordata; Mammalia; Carnivora; Otariidae.
AGAAGGCUGAGAGAACUUGGGGUCACAGGGAAAGCGCCCCGGGCGGCACAGCUUCCCGGUACGACAGGGUGCUUUUGGGGGGUGAGUCGGCGGCCGCGAGGCCCCGGUGGAAGCCCCCUAGAGGAGGCCCGGCUGAGGGGAUGUGACGGCGGGGAGCAGAGCCGAUGAGCAGCUCUGUGGCGGGGCCCGACUGCUGCGGAGGCCUCGGCAAUGUUGACUUUAGGCAGGCAGACCUCUGCGUUAUGACCCGGCUGCUGGGCUACGUGGACCCCUCGGAUCCCUGCUUCGUGGCUGCCAUCCUCACCAUCGCUUUCAAUCCGCUCUUCUGGAAUGUGGUUGCGAGAUGGGAACAGAAAACCCGAAAGCUGAGCAGGGCCUUCCGAUCCCCCUACCUGGCCUGCUACUCCCUGGGCGCUGUCAUUUUGCUCCUGAACGUUCUGCGCUCCCACUGCUUCACACAGGCCAUGCUGAGCCAGCCCAAGAUGGAGAGCCUGGAUAACCCCACGGCCUACCGCAUGGGCCUCGCGCUCCUGGGAGUGGGCAGCACGUUUGUGCUCUCCAGCUUCUUUGCACUGGGCUUCACCGGGACCUUCCUAGGCGAUUACUUUGGGAUCCUCAAGGAGGCAAGGGUGACCACAUUCCCAUUCAACGUCCUGGACAACCCCAUGUACUGGGGCAGCACGGCCAAUUACCUGGGCUGGGCCGUCAUAUGCUGCAGCCCAGCCCCUGUGGAGCCUCGGGGAUCCGAGGGGACUAAAAAACGUGGGACCAGCUGGACAGCAGGUGCCCCCAGGCUCUUCCAGCAGGCACGCCAGCCCCACCGGCCUGCUGCUGACCGCGGUUGUGGCCCUCGUCUACAUGGUCGCCAUCCUGUACGAGGAGCCCUUCACCACACAGAUCUACCAGCAGCAAGCCUCCCCGUCCCACAAGAGGAGCUGACCGGGCCUUUGGCCAUGUCGCGGAGCGUCUGCCACCUCCGGCCUGCCCCGAGUGCCAAGCCCUACAGCGGGGAGACGGGCCCCAGCCGCCGCUCGGUGUUGGUGCCCGGCGAGGGCCACUCCAGUGCCUUGGAAACCUCUGCCUUGGGGGCCCUGGACAUGCUGUCGUCUGGCCACUGAGCCCCCCUGCCCUGCAGCCCCCAGUACAUCCUAACUCACCAAUAAAGGCACCCUGACGCCAGCAUCCUCUCUGGCUCUCUGU